AUGGCUUCACGUCUCGCCAAGAGCGCCAUUGGCGCAUCCCGACUUCGGCCGGCUCUUCCCGCCCGUGGUGUCCCUGCCGUCACUGCCAACCUGACCUCCUCUCGUCAGGCCUCAAACGUUCCCGCUGAGGAGCCCGCCAAGAAGGCGCAGUCUAUCCUGAACGCCAUCCCCGGCAACUCCCUGGUCACCAAGACCGCUACUCUGUCCGCCGUCGCCGGUCUGUCCAUCGCCGCCAUCAGCAACGAGCUGUACGUCAUGAACGAGGAGACUGUCGCUGCUUUCUGUCUGCUGUCUGUCUUCACCGCUGUUGGCAAGUACGGUGGUCCCGCCUACCGCGAGUGGGCCGAGGGUCAGGUCCAGAAGCACAAGGACAUCCUGAACGCUGCCCGUGCCGACCACACCAACGCUGUCAAGCAGCGUAUUGACAACGUUUCCCAGAUGUCUGGAGUCGUUGAGGUUACCAAGCAGCUCUUCGCUGUUUCCAAGGAAACCGCCGAACUCGAGUCUAAGGUCUACGAGCUCCAGCAGCGCACUGCCCUCGCUGCCGAGGCCAAGCAGGUCCUCGACUCGUGGGUGCGUUACGAGAACCAGGUCAAGCAGCGCCAGCAGCGUGAGCUUGCCGAGUCCGUCAUUGCCAAGAUCCAGAAGGAGCUUGAGAGCCCCAAGGUUCUUCAGCAGAUCCUCCAGCAGAGCGUUGCUGAUGUUGAGCGCAUCAUGGCGUCCAAGGCCCUGUAA
Molecule: messenger RNA, 735 nt
Organism: Penicillium vulpinum
Lineage: Eukaryota; Fungi; Ascomycota; Eurotiomycetes; Eurotiales; Aspergillaceae
Gene: atp4
Product: F1F0 ATP synthase subunit 4
Exons: 4
Coding region: 1-735 (244 amino acids)
Biological process (GO): proton motive force-driven ATP synthesis
Molecular function (GO): proton transmembrane transporter activity
Source: RefSeq, a predicted model, not a curated record